Molecule: messenger RNA, 1152 nt
Organism: Rhodamnia argentea
Lineage: Eukaryota; Viridiplantae; Streptophyta; Magnoliopsida; Myrtales; Myrtaceae
Product: extensin-like
Exons: 1
Coding region: 1-1152 (383 amino acids)
Biological process (GO): plant-type secondary cell wall biogenesis
Source: RefSeq, a predicted model, not a curated record
AUGAGCUACCCAUACUACUCUCCGCCGCCACCUCCUCCGUCGACUCCGGUAUGUAACACCACUGCUCCUCCACCACCGCCACCGCCGGCCCCGCCUUCAAGCCACCAUCACAAACCACCACAAGGCCACCACCAUCACCAUCACCACCACAAGCCACCGCCUCCACCCACCCAUCACCACCACCAUCUAUAUGGACCGCCACCGCAAUCACCGGCAGGGACUCCACUUUCACCACCGACUUAUGUGACUCCACCACCAAAGGGCGGUGCUCCACCUUCGUCUCCUGGUGGCGGUGCACCUCCGCCUAAGGGGUUUUACCCACCAAGUCCUAGCAAGGGCAUUCCAAGUUCACCAAAGGCAUGGCCUCCCAAAGCUUAUCCCCCAAGCCCUAUCAAGGGCACUCCAAGUUCACCACCAAAGGGCGGCGCUCCACAUCCGACUCCAAGUGGCAGUGCACCUCCAUCUAAGGGGGUUUACCCACCAAGUCCGAGCAAGGGCACUCCAAGUUCACCACCAAAGGCAUCGCCUCCCAAAGCUUAUCCCCCAAGCCCUGGCAAGGGCACUCCAAGCUCGCCACCAAAGGCAUCACCUCCCAAGUGGGCCUACCCACCAAGCCCUACCAAGGGCACUCCAAGUUCGCCACCAAAGGCAUCACCUCCUUAUUCUAAGCACCCACCCCCAACACCAGCCCCUAAACUACCUCCCUCAUACCUUGCACCACCCCCCAAAGAUGUCCAUUCGCCACCUAUUUACGGUGCUCCGCCUCCAUCGCUCCCACCAUCAUCGAACAUCAAUGCACCCCCCGGUGGUGGUGGCCACCACACGACCGUUAUUGCUGUAUGUGUAUCAUUAGGCGGUCUCUUCGUGCUGGCAUUCCUCGCAGUUGGUCUCUUUUGCGUGGCCAAGAGGAGAAAGAAGCCGGUCAUGGUUCCGGGACCAGCUCCUUGUGUAGAAGUGGAGGAGCAUGAGAUGAUCCACGAGAGAAUAACCACAGGGCCAUGCGGCGAGCAAAAUGUGACCGUUGACAUCGAAGAUGACGUGAUAAUUCACAGUGGUGCCAUCGGUGGAGCAGCAGCUGGUGCUUGUCACAGCAGCACCAUCGGCCCUCCAUGCGAACCAAUUUAUCCUCCGGGACAUCACCGUCCCUGCUGA